UCUGCAUUUAAGACUUUGACCAGCAUGUGUAAGAAGUGCUCGCAUGGCUGGAAUAAUCUAACACAUUUUUACCUAGGUAGCACUUGGCAAAGCUCCCCUUUUUUUCCUGCACAGUUGAAAGGAAUCCAGUACAACUCCGUGCUUUGAUCAACUUGCCUCCAGUUCUGCUCAGCCUGCAGGGUUUGCUGGUGCACAGCCGUGCCUGUCUUAUGUGGCCUCUAUGGCCCUUUUCUGCUCAACUGUCAGAAAGAGGGAGGGAGGCUUCCCCCAGCACCAAAAUAUCAUUCUGUGUGCUCUCUGCAGCACAGUAGCAAAGAACAAGUUUCUUGAUUACUCCCUGGUCUUUUUGGAGUUAUUCACUGGAAGAAGUCUUUUUUCCCUCUUUAAAUGGAUGAUUGUGUUACAAUCAAGAAAAAGCAUCUCCAAAGACCAAUCUUUCGAUUAAGAUGCUUGGUGAAGCAACUGGAGAAAGGUGACAUCAAUGUGGUGGAUUUAAAAAAGAACAUUGAAUAUGCAGCAUCUGUGCUGGAGGCAGUUUAUAUUGAUGAAACCAGGAGGCUUCUGGACACUGAGGAUGAACUCUCGGACAUCCAGUCGGAUUCGGUCCCGCUGGAAGUGCGAGACUGGUUAGCUUCUACAUUCACAAGGGAAAUGGGAAUAGUGAAGAGGAGACCUGAAGAAAAGCCCAAAUUUCGAAGCAUUGUGCAUGCUGUACAGGCUGGGAUUUUUGUAGAAAGGAUGUACCGGAGAACUUCUAGCAUGGUUGGUUUGGCUUACCCAGCAGAAGUGAUUGUAACAUUUAAGGAUGUUGAUAAAUGGUCUUUUGACGUAUUUGCCCUAAAUGAAGCAAGUGGAGAACACAGUCUGAAAUUUAUGAUGUACGAGCUGUUCACCCGAUAUGACCUUUUGAACCGUUUCAAGAUCCCUGUUCCCAACCUUAUUACUUUUGCUGAAACUCUUGAGGUUGGUUACAGCAAAUACAAAAAUCCAUAUCACAACUUGAUCCAUGCAGCUGAUGUUACUCAAACUGUGCAUUACAUAAUGAUUCAUACUGGUAUCAUGCACUGGCUCACAGAACUGGAAAUUUUAGCAAUGAUUUUUGCAGCUGCCAUCCAUGAUUAUGAACAUACGGGGACCACAAACAAUUUUCAUAUUCAGACAAGGUCAGAUGUUGCAAUAUUGUACAAUGAUCGGUCUGUUCUUGAAAACCAUCAUGUAAGUGCUGCUUAUAGACUAAUGCAAGAGGAAGAGAUGAACAUCCUGACAAAUUUAACCAAAGAUGACUGGAGGGAGUUGCGUAGCUUGGUCAUUGAGAUGGUCUUGUCAACAGAUAUGUCGGGUCAUUUCCAACAAAUUAAAACGAUGCGGCAUACUCUACAGCAGGCAGAGGGGGUAGACAAAGCCAAAGCCAUGUCUUUGAUUCUACAUGCAGCAGACAUAAGCCAUCCAGCAAAAUCCUGGGAACUGCACUACCGGUGGACCAUGGCCCUGAUGGAAGAAUUUUUUCGACAGGGAGACAAGGAGGCUGCUUUAGGUCUUCAGUUUUCCCCACUCUGUGACCGCAAGUCUACUUUGGUAGCUCAGUCCCAAAUCGGUUUCAUUGAUUUCAUAGUAGAACCAACAUUUUCUCUUCUUACGGACUCAAUGGAGAAAAUUGUUAUGCCUCUUAUAGAGGAAGCAUCAAAAUCUGAAAGUCCUGCAUUUGGGACACCCGGCCAGAAUAAUUUGGGAGCAGUAAGCAAUGUUGAUGCGCAAAGACGACACAAUUUUAGAAGUACAGCAAGUGAUGGAGCAGCUCACACAGAAAAUUCCCUAGCAACUGUAGACCUAAGAAGCUUUAGGGACAACUUGAUGCAGAUAAUUCAAGCAAACAAAGAAAGAUGGAAGGAAUUAGCAGUAGAAGAAGAACUUGUGAAAAAUGUUGAUGAACAGAAAAAAGACCAGAGCAGAAAUUCCACAGAUGCACAGUUACAGGAAGAGACAAGAAGCAGACAAAAUGAGAGUAGUCAGGGAAGUGAUGGUACAGCCUGUCCUCCCAGACCCAUCGUCCUACAAGUAGUCACUUCCAACACUGCUCUGAGUGAUGAAUCCAACUCAGAAAAAUGCACUAACUCUGAUCCGAACCAGAAAGAUCUCACCGAUGCCCAGCAAGAAACACAGAAUACAGACCCACUGAAUGGUGAGCCUACACACUGUAAGCAAACAGAAGAUAUAGUAAAAGCCACGGAACAGAAUGAAGCACUGGUACACAACUAGAUUUACUCUUUCUUAAAAGCUUCUGACGUUUCUGGCAGGACAG
This is a messenger RNA of Tympanuchus pallidicinctus (lesser prairie-chicken), 2299 nucleotides long. RefSeq names its product phosphodiesterase 1A (gene PDE1A). Gene Ontology annotation, biological process: signal transduction. The transcript is spliced from 15 exons. The record is from RefSeq and is a predicted model, not a curated record. Gene Ontology annotation, molecular function: 3',5'-cyclic-nucleotide phosphodiesterase activity. Lineage: Eukaryota; Metazoa; Chordata; Aves; Galliformes; Phasianidae. Bases 388 to 2256 code for a protein of 622 amino acids.